This is a messenger RNA of Coregonus sp. 'balchen', 32851 nucleotides long. Lineage: Eukaryota; Metazoa; Chordata; Actinopteri; Salmoniformes; Salmonidae. The record is from the annotation of a GenBank genome assembly.
AUGGUGCUAUAUUAUGGCUGCAGUUUGCUGCUGCUUACGUUCCUUGCUCUGCCGGGCCUAUUGCUAGGGGACUUGGUAUUCCGUUGUCCGAACUGCGCUGAGGAGCGCCAAGCUGCAUGUCCUAAGCUUGCCACCACCUGUACUGAGAUAGUCAGGGAGCCCAGCUGUGGCUGCUGCCCAGUGUGUUCCCGGUUAGAAGGUGAAUUCUGUGGUGUCUACACACCAAGGUGUUCCACAGGGCUGCGUUGUUAUCCCACUGCAGAUUCAGAACGGCCCUUGGAGCAGCUGGUUCAGGGGUUAGGACGAUGCUCACACAAAGUGGACCCGGUACCCAACCUCACUCAAGAGCACCAUGACCCGAGUGGUAAGUAACUUGACUGUCGCUAAGAGAAGGUUAUCAUUAAUGUAGGGUAACAAGUAUUCUGUGUUAUACAUAUCUUUAUCCGGCCACAAAGGAGUCCACAAUAUUGAAGUGCAUGGCAUCUGCUGAAUGUCAUAGGCUGGUAUACUGGAGAUCUAUUGCUUCUUUAUCUGUUCCCAUUAUCUGUACCCCAAGAUGUCCCCUUAUUAGGUGUAAAUGGCACCUGGUCAGUGGCAAAACGUAUUUAAAAAUAACAAGAAUGUGUUCAAAUAGGUCAUUAUUGAUUUCUGGGAAUGAAUGUUGACAUUCGUGGUGUGUUUGGACUAACUGGUAGAUCCAAAUGCUAUUGAUCUUUGAGGACAAACAAGCUAAUCUCUUUUUGUCGAACUGCUAACCAUGUUUGGCUGACCCAAUUUCUCUGGGUUUUUUAAACAAAAAGUACAUCAAUGACAAUUUCCCCACUUUUUUAGUGCCCAGAUCACAGGUUAAUGCUGCCGACAGUAACUCAGUGUCAUCUCACAUACAGCAUCCCCUUCACAUCAGAUUUCCAUUUCAUGAGUCAAGUGUAAAAGAGGCACUAUCAGGUGCCAGGUGUCUUGUAAGCUUGGGGCUCUCUAAAUUAUCUUUAAUUAGGUAGCAUGUCAUAUUCCCACACAUAGCUCCCCCCUUCGCCCUCCAUCCAUCUCCCUCCCUCCAUCGUGUGUUUGUUUGAUAACUGUUGCUGUUAUUGGAAUGGCAUCACAUCCUGGAGCAAUGUGAAAAGCUGUAUGAACUCAUGCUCCAUGUGCUUUCGUCCCACAAUAAACCUCAGAGUACAUACAUUUUUACAUUUACAUUUAAGUCAUUUAGCAGACGCUCUUAUCCAGAGCGACUUACAGUUAGUGAAUACAUUUUUUUUUUUUUUUUUUUUUUAUACUGGCCCCCCGUGGGAAUUGAACCCACAACCCUGGCGUUGCAAACGCCAUGCUCUAUCAACUGAGCUACAUCCCUGCCGGCCAUUCCCUCCCCUACCCUGGACGACGCUGGGCCAAUUGUGCGCCGCCCAUGAGUCUCCCGGUCGCGGCCGGCUGCGACAGAGCCUGGAUUCGAACCAGGAUCUAGUGGCACAGUUAGCACUGCGAUGCAGUGCCUUAGACCACUGCGCCACUCAGGAGCUUAUGUACACUCUUAGAGUACACUCUUGACUCAUUGGAUUAACUCAUCAUUUUCAAGGGAUUCUGGACUUGGGUGGAUGUUUGAACCUUUGUCCUCAUCUGACUGAGCACACAUUGCAUAGGCUUCAACUGCAUUCAGUCUCUCAAAAACACUGGUUUCUGACACAAAAAGAUUCCCAGAUUGGGAAGAGCUAAUAGUGACUGUCUUUGCAGUUUGAUUGCAAACAACUCCAUGUUUUUGUUGACUCACCAUGAUUUGAUAUCUGACCAUAGGUCUGUUACAACUUUUUUCCUUUUUAUUGUCUCCUACUUCGUCUCUUUCUCCUCCUUCUCUCUGUGUGUUGUCUGUGGACUGGGAUUGUCCUUGUAGCCCUGCAGGUAAUGGUGUGCUCAGACUUGGUGUGCUCACACCCCUACAGGUGUUUAAUUACUGCAUGUGUGUGCUUUUGUGUGUGUGUGUGUGUGUGUGUAUGUGUGUGUGUGUGAGAGAGAGAGAGAGAGAGAGAGAGAGAGAGAGAGAGAGAGAGAGAGAGAGAGAGAGAGAGAGAGAGAGAGAGAGGGGGGGGGGGGGGGGGGGGGGUCUUAAUUUGACCCAUUUCUCACAGCAGGAAAAUCAUGUGAAUUAUUGUGUGGAUUAUAAUUAAUGAACAUUUCUGUAAGGGCAAAUCAAGUCUGACAUUUUAAAGUGAAAAUUACAAACUUUAGAAGCCUUUUUAAACCUCCAAAACACUAAAGGUUUGCAUUUCCUGCAACAACAGGGUUAUCACAUUAAGAUCUAACAUCUGUAAAGAUAGAGAGGGAGGGAGUGCUCUGGGUGGGAACUGCAUGUUAGUACCUGUGACCCUAAAGAGGCUCCCCUCAGGAGAAUAGGGAUUCCUUGACUCCCUUUUCCAUGAAGGUAAUCAGCUGAUGUUCUCCUUUAUGGAAACUCAUUAGCAUUAGAUUGAACCUGUUCUGAAUGGAAAAGUUAUGGGCCUGGAGAACUCUGAGAAUUCGGAGCCUUUUAGAGGUCAAAACGUGAUGGAGAAUAGUUGAAAAAGGUCAAUUUCCAAACGAAUCAAAAAUGUUAUAAAGGCAGACCUCGCAACAGUAUAGCAACUUGUUAGCAUAAGUUAGCCAAGUUAGGCACAUCAUAACCUUAUUCACAAGACUUCCUCCCAAUGCUCAGAAGGUCUGGUAGACCAAAGCUUCAAACAUAGCCUUCGUUAGCCCAGUGGGAAGUUCUGGAAAAAGUCCAUAUGAAAAUAGAAAGUCAGGGAGAAUGUCCAAAUGCAUAGCCAUUAGCAGUGUUGGGGAAGCUACUCUGAAAAUGUAGUUUGCCAAGCUACCAAUGACUUCACACUGGAAGAAGUUAAGCUACACUAAAGCUACCCUUAAAGGAAAACAAUCUUUGGUAUUUUUUUCAUUAUAGGGUCGCAUUUGCGACUGUUUGACUUGGCUUUUUUUAUCAUCAUGAUUGUGUGCAAUUGACCAAAAGUAAACCAACUUUCUGAAGAGGCAACAAAGGCAAGAGAAUGCCCCUGUCUGUGUGUGUCAGGACAAAACCAACAUAGAGGGAAGGUUGUGGAAACCCUCCAGGGCAGUCGAUCAUCCCCGUCAGUGGCCCGCUUUGGCCAGUAAAUACAGUACAUUGAAAUAAUGUUAUUUUUUAUCUAGGCUAUAUAAUUGAUAAAAAAAACUGAUUGAUUCCCGAAGCUGUUUGUUUGUUAAGUUGAUUAUCUAUCACAUGCGUGCUGCACACAUACAGCCUAUAGAUAAUCAGAGAGAGCAUGCAGCUCUCAAACAGCUGGUUGUUGCGUGUAGGAAAGCAGUAGGAAAGAUGUUCCAAGUUAUGAUAUCUACCAGCAAAUGCUAAGGCAAGAAUGGGUAUGCAAACCAGGUAUUACUGGUGAUGCACAAUGAAUACUGGCGAUGCACAAUUCAGUCAUCAUGGAAUAGCCUACCUUGAAAAUCAGGCAUUGCCUCUAUGACUUAGAACUUCUAUUGCUCCAAUAUAAUUAUUCUGUGAUUUCAUUUCUGAUCAGUUUUUAUAAGAGAUGUAGCUGCUUUCGUUUGUUUCCCGCCAUUUCAAUUUAGGGGUGUUGCGCUAGUCUGUUGCGCUUGUUGUGGUAAAACCAGGUGUGGCUAUUAUGAGCAAGACAACAUCGAAUGUUGGCUUCAACUUGGUUUUCCAUAUAGAGUAUUCCAUUACAAAGGGAACCCGUUUUUUGGUCACUUUCUCGCUUUAUAACAUGAUACAAUAACACCUCAAUAACUCUUCAACAUCUCAAAUGGCAAGACUGACUAGCUACCACAUGGACACUUCAUUAGUGUGUUUGUGUAGGGAACAUGCUGUCUAUUUAGUCAGACAAUGCCCACAUUAUUCAGACAUAUUUUAGAAUGUAAAAAUAAAGUUAAUGUCAAUGCAUAAUACCAUUGGGUAGGUAUAUUUAAAAAAAGUAAUUAUUCUUAGUGGUAAUGCAUACUUUUUUGCAUACAUUUGGGGGGGACUUUCUUUUCUUCAAUAGGCUAUUACAACAAUUAAAUAUAAAAUGUAGGUCCUUAGAAAUUACAAUUAAGUGCUUGAAAAAGUCAUUGAAAGUCCUUUAAUUUGACUUGCCAAUGUUUGUAUGAACCCUGUAUAGUAGGGCUGCCCAACCCUCUUCCUGGAGAUCUACCAUCCUGUGGGUUUUCAGUCCAACCCUAAUUUAACACACCUGAUUAUACUUAUUAGCUGCUCAACAAUACCUUAACUAUCUGAAUCAGAUACGCUAAAUUGGGCUUGGGCUGAAAACCUACAGGACAGUAGCUCUCCAGGAAGAGGGUUGGGCAGCCCUGCUGUAUAGGCUACUUGCUCAGCCCACAAAUGAAAGCUAAAAUCACCUGCUAUUGAAAUGAUGCACGCAUCAUUCGCUUUCCUGUCAGAUCUUGACCCGGGAGAGUAUUUUUUUCAUUUGGGCCAGUAGCUUUCAGGUGGCACUAGCCCGGUGUGCCACUGGCAAAUUUACCUGAAUGUCGAGCCCUGCUGUGUGCGGUGCGAGUAGGGCCUAUAUGUCUACCACUUUGUGUAUCCGUUAGCGAUGCUAAAGACAGCCUAACUGUCUUCGGGUAGAUGAAAAGGCAAUUAAAAUGUAACUACAAAGUAGCAUAUGCCUACCUGGUAGAAUCAUGACUAUUUCCAUCAAUCCAAUGGCCAUUGUUUUGAAAACUCCAUCAGAAGUGUGCCACAGAGACACCACUAGCCAAACACAACUGUCUGGCUGGUGCACACCUGAAUUAAAGGGUAACUACAGUAAAAAAUCUAAAUCUCUCUCUUUUCCCAGACUUCAAAAAUGGUCCCCUGAUGUGGUUUAAGCAUUGUUGUGCACUUAGAACUUCUUGAUAAAUUAUCAUAUAUAAAUUUGAAAUGUCAUAGACUACAAAUUGCAAGACAUAUCACUCUGGAGUCAGAUGUUAACAGAAUGUGUAAUUUAUCCUAUUAAACACAAAAACUAUUUUCAGGUGAGAAUUCGGCAGGUCUGAUGUUGAAAAAGAAAGGACAUUAUUGCAUACUCCACCCUUACACAAACUACUGCAAAAUGUAAUUACUACUUGAACUACAUGGACAGUGCUUUCAGAAAGUAUUCAAACCGCUUGACUUAUUCCAAAUGUUGUUGUGUUACAGCCUGAAUUCAAAAUGGAUUCAAAAUUGUUAUUUUUCUCAUCCAUCUACAGACAAUAACCCAUAAUGACAAAGUGAAAACAUGUUUUUGUAAAUUGUUGCUAAUUUCAUGAAAUUGAAAUACAGAAAUAUCUAAUUUACAUAAUUAUUCACACCUCUGAGUCAAUACAUGUUAGACUCACCUUUGGCAGCAAUUAGAGCUGUGAGUCUUUCUGGGUAAGUCUCUAAGAGCUUUGCACACCUGGAUUGUACAAUAUUUGCACAUUAUUAUUAAAAUAAAGUAUUCAAGCUCUGUCAAGUUGAUUGUUGUUUGUUGAUUAUUGUUAGACAGCCAUUUUCAAUUCUUGCCAUAGAUUUUCAAGCCGAUUUAAGUCCAAACUGUAACUAGCCCACUCAGGAACUUUCAAUGUCAUCUUGGUAAGCUGCUGGAAAACAGACUGAACCAGGUUUUCCUCUAGGAUUUUGCCUGUGUUUAGCUCUAUUCCAUUUCUUUUUUUCAAAAAAUCUCCUUUGCCGAUGACAAGCAUACCCAUAACAUGAUGCAGCCACCACCAUGCUUGAAAAUAUGAAGAGUGGUACUCAGUGAUGUGUUGUGUUGGAUUUGCCCUCAAGACAUUUCAUUUUUUCAUUUUUAAAUCAUUUCUAAAAACAUAAUUAUACUUUGACAUUAUGGGGCAUUGUGUGUAGGCCAGUGACACAAAAUCUACAUUUAAUCAAUUUGAAAUUCAGGCUGUAGCACAACAUUUUUGGAAAAAGUCCAGGAUUGUGAAUACUUUAAUCUCCCACAACACCUCCCCCGUCUUGUGUACGUCUGUUUAUAUUCGCCCUGUCUGCGCUCGUCUGAUGCAACAUGGAGAUUUAAUCAAAUGUAGCUAGCUGUUUGAGUCCAUUCUGUCAUUUUUUGUGGGUUGUUGGUUUUCCCAACAAGCACAACGCAUAUUGAUCACAGAUUUGGAUGAUGUAUAGCCAGCAAGGCUUCUAAAUUCCCCCUAUCAGUCCCAAGACCCCAGCAAAAAUCUGAAUUUCAUUUAUCUGCAUGUCCUGCCCUUAUAUUUAACCUCACAAUGAAGUGUUUUACCAUGUUAUUUUCAGGACAACCAGAGAUACAAGUAGAACACAAAACAAUUUGACAUAAACAGUUGCAUACAUGAGUUUUAUUGACAAAUGUCAAUAAAUAAAAUAAAGUGCGCCAUAGCAAAAUGUAUAUGAAUGCUGUAAGUACAGAAAUUGUUGGCUGGAUGGGAAAUAAAUAUCCAGCUAGCCAGUGACAACUGUGUGGAGUUUGGAGUUUGUGACAGCAACUAUGUAAACUUAUUACAGUAUUAGAGCCACCAUGUCCAUGAUCUUCUAUGUAGAAGAACCCCUUUCCUUCUAAAGACUCUUGUGUAGGUUGUGAGCUUCAUAGACAUGUUACAUGUGUGUGUUCGUGAGAGUCUCAGCUUUUCAUAGAUAGCUUUUAAUAGUUUGUAGCUCAAACCAUUGGACUCCACAGAUGUAUUUUUUUUGUGGGAUCCGCCCUUGUCUCACAAACACCGCUUUAGCUCAGCCCCUGUUAAUCACACAGACUAAUGGUUGGUAUCUACUGAUUCAGAAGAAAUAGACUAAUCCAGUUGUACAACCCAGAAGUGUAGCUCAAACACACAAUGUUUAAAAGGGGUUAGAAGUCCAAAACGUGCUGGUGUUAUGGUGGCACUCCUUGGGUUAAGUUAGCUAGAGAUAAAAGGUAGGUAGCUAGCUACAGUUCAGCCUCUCAAGCUCGGGGGAAUGUUUUUGCUAGCACACAACAUGUUUCUGAUUCAGAACCAUGCCUUGCAGUCGUAUGAUUCGCUAAGAUCAAAUAAUGACAAAUACUUAAAGAGGAGCUGAACCAAAAACAAAACUACUUAUCUAGUUAAAAACAUUCCAUGUGGCAUUGAUAGUAGUCGUAAACAUCAAUUGUCCCAAAAUUGACAAAAAAAAGUGUAUGUUGGAUAAUUUAUAAUGUCAGUAUUUUCCAAAACUGAGGUUUGUGAGAUUUAUGGAAAAAAUGAUUUAAAAUGUUGUCUUGGGUUGGGUUUAGAUUUCAGUCCUGACCACAUUCACACUAACGUGGGACCACUGCCUGGCAGCACCCAAAUCAUCUGAGAACAGCUGCAUGCUAUCCAAUAGUAGCAGCAGAAUCAACCUAUAGCACGCCCAUAUCUUUACAGACAGUAGAACACCCAAUGAGACAACGAACAAGACAUAGCUACAAUACAUCAUCGCCAAUGUUAUGUUGAAAGAACGAGACUUGUUCUUUAUUAACGGCUUGUUUUUUCCCCCAACUCAAACAUCCACACAUUCGUGAGUUAACAUUAGCAUCACAAACACAACUGUCAUUCCUUUAGCCAAAGUCAUAGAUAGCAUGGUGGCGCAGGAUGUUUGGGGUUUGGGAUAAAUCAACUACGGUGAGGGAAGAGGAACAAACAAUAAUAACUGCCGGGGUACGAUAUAUUGAACAUAACACCUACACAUCAAACCACACCCUCAAGAAGCAAAUCUAGUUUUUAUUGAGGAGGAGAAAAACCCAGGUGAAAUCAGUUCAGACCCCCUUUAAGUUCACUACCACAAAGGCCAGAUUUGAGUCGUUGGUGUUCCCGGCUUAUAUGCGCAAUUAGCCUGGGAACGAUGUUAGGCCGAUCAUUACUAUUCCAUGAGGAGAAUUUUGGGACUCUUUGUAUCUCUACUUGUGAAUUGUUGCUAGCUUUUUAGCAUAAGUUAGACACAUUGCAACUGACACAAAGUCUAUGGAGGUUGACUGAUAUGACACACUUUUGACUGUAAUUCCUUUUGGAAUAAGUGCUAAGUCAUCAAACACAAGACUAGACCUCAGGCCUUUUGGAAGCAGAGAACUUGAGUUGGAAGAAGAAGCAAACCGUCAAAUUUAUGGGCUCCCUGGUUCGACAAAACCUACACAAUUACUUGACUGUAUCUGUUUGCCAACUGAACUUGUUUGAAGGGGUUUAGCCUCAAGUGGAAGGAACCGUCACAAAGUAUGGCCAUUAUCUUGGCAGAAGAGAAAGGUGUGAUUUGGAACCUAUUUACCACAUUUUGAGCACAGUUCUACUGUAAAUGACAACCAAUGUCCAAAAAAACGGUACAAUUUUAAGUGACAUUGUAAAUACUGUAUAUCAAUAACUCGGACAGCUGUGAAAGCAUGUUCAAUAGCAUUCUCAAAGCAAGGUUCAGACAACUUUCUAAAGGUAACAUGCAGUUGCUAUGCUGCCAAGAUGGGAUCAACACUAGUGUUUCAAAGUGAAACUAACAAGCUGACGGUUGUUGGCUGAAACGUGUAUAUUUCUUCUGAAUAGAAUUCACUCUUCUAUCGAGAGAGAGAAGCCUCUAGACGAGCGCUCGUCUGAGAGCGAGCUCAAAGCAUGUCGCUCUCUCUCGCUCUAGGCGCGCGCUCGAUCGAUAGUCUUCUCUCGGAGCUCUCUAUCCUCUCAAUCCUCUACUCUCUCUUCCCCUCUCUCUUCAUCUCUCGCUCUCUCUCUCUCUCUCUCUCUCUCUUCUCUUCUCUCUCUCUAUCUCUCUCUCUCUCUCUGGGACACUCACGGCACUACAGCGACUAAUUCGCUUGUCCAAGUCAUCGGGUUGUUCUCCCUCCUGGGAGUGGUUUACUGUCUCAGAGCUGCACUCCUCUGUUUGUGCCUCCCUAAUUACAGAUAACAGUUAGUGCAGUGAGACACACACACAGACACACGCACAAACACACGCUCACACAGUGCCCCCAGGAGGUAGUUCACCUCCCCUGAGAAGGCAGGCAGAAAGUCCUUACUCAGCAAGAAAACCAGGCUAAAAGUGCUUCCAUACUAUUCCGUGCUCGCUUCCCGUACUAUUCUGUGCUCACAUUCCAUGACAGGGAGUAAUGUUCUGCUCCGUAGUCAACAAUUCUGCACCAGUGUUCUCUAUAAGAAUAGCAAAAUGCAGCUGAGUUAUAAACAGAGUUUCUGUGUUUCAAAACUGAGUGAUUAGGAAAUGAGUGAAACAAUAUCAGAAUGGAGACGUUUUGUAAUUCUGAGCCCUCCUGAACCCCGUAUCUAUUGUUGGCCCAAUUCAGCCUGAUUUUAGUGAACCGAGCGAUGCUGCAAAAGGGUAGUGUGAAAGAACUGGGACAGCAUGGCACAGCUUGAUCAUGUGGAAAUGGUAGUACAGAUAACGCUUUGCCAAAGAUUAUAAAACUUCAGGUGGACCAAACAUAGAUUAAGCACUUGGGUACAACUUCAUUCACCACCAUAUUAUUAUUAUUAUUAUUAUUUUUACAGAUUGAAGGGAAACAGUGUAAAAGACAGGUGGGACCGGGAUUCAAUCUCAGCUAGAGGCUCGUAUACAGUGCCUUCAUAAAGUUUUCAUACCUCUUGACUUAUUACACAUUUUGUUGUGUUACAGACUGAAUUCAAAAUUGAUUAAAUAUAUGUUUUUUUCUCACCCAUCUACACACAAUACCACAUAAUGACAAAGUGAAAACGUGUUUUUAGAAAUGUUAGCAACUUUUGUGAAAAUUAAAUACAGAAAUGUCUAAUUUACAUAAGUAUUCACACCCCUGACUCAAUACAUGUUAGAAUCACCUUUGGCAGUGAUUACAGCUGUGAGUCUUUGUGGGUAAAUUGCUAAGAGCUUUGCACACCUGGAUUGUACUAUAUUUGCACAUUACUAUUUUUUUAAUUCUUCAAGCUCUGUCAAGUUGGUUGUUGAUCAUUGCUAGACAUCCAUUUUUAAGUCUUGCCAUAGAUUUUCAAUGUAUUUAAUUCAAAACUGUAACUAGGCCACUCAGGAACAUUCAAUGUCAUCUUGGUAAGCAACUACAGUGUAUAUUUGGCUUUGUGUUUUAGGUUAUUGUCCUGCUGAAAGGUGAAUACGACUUACAGUUAGUGAAUACAUAUAUUUUAAUUUUUUAUACUGGCCCCCCGUGGGAAUCGAACCCACAACCCUGGCGUUGCAAACGCCAUGCUCUAUCAACUGAGCUACAUCCCUGCCGGCCAUUCCCUCCCCUACCCUGGGCCAAUUGUGCAGCGCCCAUGAGUCUCCAGGUCAAGGCCGGCUGCGACAGAGCCUGGAUUCGAACCAGGAUCUCUAGUGGCACAGUUAGCACUGCGAUGCAGUGCCUUAGACCACUGCGCCACUCAGGAGGCUAUUGUCUAUUGGAAAGCAGACUGAACCAGGUUUUCCUCUAGGAUUUUGCCUGUGCUUAGCUCUAUUCCAUUUAUUUCUUAUAAAUAAAAAAACUCCCUAGUCCUUGCCGAUGACAAGCAUGCCCAUAGCAUGAUGCAGCUACCACAGGUAGCUUAGUGGUUAAGAGCGUUGUGCCAGUAACCGAAAGGUCGCUGGUUCUAAUCCCCUAGCCGACUAGGUGAAAAAUCUGUCGAUGUGCCCUUGAGCAAGGCACUUAACCCUAAUUGCUCCUGUAAGUCGCUCUGGAUAAGAGCGUCGACUAAAAUGUAAAUGUAAAUGCUUGAAAAUAUGAAGAGUGAUACUCAGUGAUGUGUGGAGUUGGAUGUGCCCCAAAAAUAACACUUUGUAUUCAGGACAUAAAGUUUUGCAGUUUUACUUAAAUGCCUUAUUGCAAACAGGAUGCAGAUGUUUUGGAAUAUUUAUAUUCUGUACAGGCUUCUUUCUUUUCACUAUUUCAUUUAGGUUAAUAUUGUGGAGUAAGUAGUAGGUAAGUAUUUACUACACAAUAUUAUUGUGCGCCACCCUAUGGGACUCCCAAUCACAGCCGGUUGUGAUACAGCCUGGACUUGAACUAGGGGGUCUGUAGUGACACCUCAAGCACUGAGAUGCAGUGCCUUAGACCGAUGCGCUACUCGGGUGUCACGGUUUCGGCCGAGGCUGCUCCUCCUCCUGGUUCGGGCAGGCAUCGGCGGUCGUCGUCCCCGGAGUACUAGCUGCCACCGAUCUAUGUUUCAUGUUCGUUUGGUUUGGUCUUGAUGUUGUACACCUGUGUCUAGUUAGCAGUGGCGGCUCCUGAAAAAAUUCUCAGGGGGGGGCAAUUUUUCUGAUGAUUUAGGUGACCUACACACAUUUUAAAAAAGAUAUGUCCAGCAACAACAUGAAGACAGGGGCAGCAUAUAAGUCAAUACUGAUAUACACAUUACUUGCUUCAAAAAGGCCUCAUGGUUGAAUUGGAAAUAUGUGCACCUGAGCAAGCAGGAGCUUUUGAUAGAGGCUACUGAAAACAUUGAUGCAAGUUAUUGGUAAUAAGAAAUUUUUAUAGACUUCCAUAUUCUGCCCUCUUGUAUAGAUUUGUGAAAAUGAACAGUGAUAGACAUUUUGCCUGAAAACAGAAUUUGAAAAUAAUUUCUAGAAAAGGUAAACACAGCUAUCUGUAUGGCUUUGUAAAUAUGAACAACCAUAUUCUGGCCAAUUGUAUAGAUUUGUAAAAAAAAUUGUUUACUUUUUUUAAAAUGAAAAAUAACUAUUUUAAACAACAUCAACUGUGAACUGAUUUGGGCGUGUGUGUGUUAAAGAGACAGACAGGGAGGGACAAAGAGAGAGAGAGGCUACAUUACUUGUACUGAAACUGUUCUCUUCUCUCUUUCAAUGCAGCAAAGCGGUCAAUGACUUUCUCAUUGAAAUCAGGCAUGCUGAGGACUAGUUUACUAGUUACUUUUUAGCUUGCUGCAUGAUCAAAUUCAGCUGAUGCGCAUAGCAAUGCACGUAAUGGCCUUUCUUGAAAUGCUCACGCACCUUUUGCCUUCUCUCGCCUCAUCACACUGGCUCCAUCGUAAGCUUGCGCAAUGAGUUUGACUUUCACGUCGUUGGCAAAAAGACCGUUCAGUCUCUCCAAAAGCACACUGGCGAUUGAGACUGAGGUUGAUUCCGAGAUGGGAAGGAACUCAAAAAAGCGCUCCUGCACUUUGUGGUUGUCUCUUUGAUGUGAACUUCUUUCAAAGAGACAAUCGAGUUGCACUGAACGCUAUAGCCAUCUUGAUAGUAGUACGUGAAUUGAUUGAUGCUGCUACCCGCUCUUUUCUUAGUUACGUUCAUGGUUACGUUACGUAUGACGAAAGCGCGUAAGUGCAAGCCCUCAGAAACCCAUAGAGAUUGUAUUGAAAGCUCUGAAAUUUGAAAAAAAUAGAUUUUACAUGGGAGUCUAUGACAGACUUCUGGGCGAUUUUCAACCUGACUGAAAUCGCCCCAAAAGGGGGGGGGGGGGGGGGGGGGGCAUUUGAAGCACGACUUUAGCCUGAUUGGACAUUUAGUGGCAGUGUGGCACUGUGGCAGAUCAGACGUCUAGAUUACAACACUGAUAACUACUGUUGCCGUGAUAUAAUUGAUUAGAAAAAAAAUCCCUUCCUUUUCCCGUUUGGCAGUGCGUCGCCCAUAUCGCCCUAUUGAACACACCACCCCUGCUAGUUAGUCCUCAUUAGUGUUCUAUUUAUGUCUCGUUGGGUGUGUCUGUGUUUGUGUGUGAUUGUUCCUGUCGUAUGUUUGCUUGUCGAUUUCCUUAUUCGCUCGGUUGAGCUUUACUCCACUGUGUUGGAGCGUUUUACGCACCUGUGUAGUGCGCCUUUUGUUUGUUGCCUACGUGCGUAGUUUCGCCUUCGGGCAAGUUUGUUCUGUUUUCCUUGUUGGAUAUUCCACUAAAGUCUUUUGGACUAUACUUCGGUGUCCUGCGCUUGAUUCCACCACUACACCCACCUACAGCAUUUAUGACAUCGGGAGCCAAUAGGAGCCCUUCUUUGCAAGGCAUUGGAAAACCUCAGUCUUUGUGGUUGAAUCUGUGUUUGAAAUUCACUGCUCGACUGAGGGACCUUACAGAUAAUUGUAUGUCUGGGGUACAGAGAUGAGGUAGAAAUUCAAAACAAUAUUAUUGCACUAAGAGUGUGUCCAUGCAACUUAUUAUGUGACUUGUUAAGCAUAUUUUUACUCCUGAAUUUAUUUAGGCUUGCCAUAAUAAAGACAUUGAAUACUUUUUGACUCAAGACAUUUCAGCUUUUAAUUUCUAAAUAAUUCAUAUAGAUUUUAAAAACAUAAUUCCACUUUGGCAUUAUGGGGUAUUGUGUGUAGGCCAGUGGCAAAAUAAAUAUAAAUGUAAUACAUUUUAAAUUCAGGCUGUAACACAAUUUUUUUUGGAAAAAGUGAAGGGGUGUAGAUACUUUCUGAAGGCACUGUACGUGCUGAGGGCUUUGACUUUAACCACACAACCAACCUUAGGCACCAUCUCUCAUCAUUUUUUACAACCUGUGGUACAUACAAACUGUCACCAAUGAGAUUAUAGUCCCGACCACUUCUGAGACUCACUGCCAAGCAGGAUAAGUGACAUCAUCAGGGUGUGAGACACAUACCAGCAGGAUGGUGCCUUGAGGGAGCCAAUGUGAAUCUUUGUCUUCCAAUGAUAACAACACAUUGUUUACAGAAACACAGUGCUUGAUAGCUCCUUUGGGAUUAAUUAAAGGAGAGCAAACGAUUGUGUGUAUGUGUAUGUGUGGGUGUGUGUGUGUGUUCUGUCGACCCUGAGAGUCUAUAAAGGGAACAUUAUCUUCAGCAAUUAUUUUCCCUUUGUUUGGAACAAGUUUCCGGUGCAUAUAAACUUUUUAUGUGCAGAUGUCCUUGUUUGUAUUCGGGGCAUGUACACUCUUAGAACAAAAGGUUCCAAAAUGUUUCUGUGGCUGUCCCAAUAGGAUAACCAUUUUUGAUUUCAGAUAGAACCCUUUUGGGGUUCCAUGUAGAACCCUCUGUGAAAACAGUUCUACAAGGAACCCAAAAGGGUUCUAACUGGAACCAAAAGGGGUUCUUCAAAGGGUUCUCCUAUGGGGACAGCCGAAGAACCCUUUUUGGUUCUAGAUAGCACCUUUCUUCUAAGAGUGCACUAAGUCUUUUGUGUGUGUGUGUGUGUGUGUGUGUGUGUGUGUGUGUGUGUGUGUGUGUGUGUGUGUGUGUGUGCAUGACCUAUAGUGGAGCUGCAGGGCACUGAGGGUCCCCCUCAGAAGAAGCCGACCAAAGAUGCCAGCUUCUGGAUGUGGUCCAAAGAGAAGGCCGUGAGGCGGGCCCAGAACGAGGUCAAGACCAGGAUGAAGACCAACAACUGUCCUGAAGAACCUAGGACCCAGCGGCCCACUCAGGUCAGGACAAACCAUUCCAAAAAUAAAUAAAAAGCCAUCUUUGUUCACAUCCACUAUCCGAGAGAUACAGUUCAGAAACGUAAUAAGCAAUUAGUAUUAUGGCACUACAUAGUUUACAAUGGAUAAACUUAGGGCCUCGCGAGUGGCGCAGCGGUCUAAGGCACUGCAUCACACGUCACUACAGAUCCAGGUUCGAUCCCUGGCUGUGUCGCAGCCAACUGUGUCCGAUAGACCUAUGAGGCAACGUACAAUUGGCCCAGCGUCGUCCGGGUUAGGGAAGGGUUUGGCCGGCCGGGAUGUCCGUGUCCCAUUGCGCUCUAGUGGCUUCUGUGGCGGGCUGGGCGCAUGCAUGCUGACACGGUCGCCAGUUGUACAGUGUUUCCUCUGACACAUUGGUGCGGCUGGCUUCCGGAUUAAGCGAGCAGUGUGUCAAGAAGCAGUGCGGCUUGGCAGGGUCAUGCUUCGGAGGACGCAUGGCUCUCAACCUUCGCCUCUCCUGAAUCCGUACAGUAGUUGCAAUGAUGGGACAAGACUGUAACUACCAAUUGGGGUAAAAAAAGUACUAAAAGAUUUUAGAACUGUACUAUAAGAGCCUCCCUAAACACGUUGUUGUGUAAAUUGAUUGAAUGCUGGUCAGUGGUGACCCUGGUUGGUAUUUGGUACAGCAGUGCCUUCUUCCGGACACACACACACACCUAAUUUGUAUGCCAAUAAAAUCUUUAUAUCUUCAUAUGUGUUGACAGAUUGUUAUUUAUUUACAUAGACCACUGAGGCCAAUAUUCUUAUACAUUUGGCCCUAUUUCUUUUAAUACUGCAGUUGGUAUAACUGUUUACGAAAUACCAUCAAAUAUUGGCAGAAUUUUCACCAUUAAUCCGUUUCUAUUCCAAAGUAGAAAUAUCAAAUCAAAUCAAAUCAAAUUUUAUUUGCCACAUGCGCGGAAUACAACAGGUGUAGACAUUACAGUGAAAUGCUUACUUAUAAGCCCUUAACCAACAAUACAUUUUUUAAAGAAUAGUGUUAAGUAAACAUUUUUUAAAGCAAACAACUAAAGAGCAGCAGUAAAAUAAAAUAACAGUAGGGAGGCUAUAUAUAGGGGGGUACCGGUGCAGAGUCAAUGUGCGGGGGCACUGGCUAGUCGAGGUAAUUGAGGUAAUAUGUACAUGUGGGUAGAGUUAAAGUGACUAUGCAUAAAUAAUAGACAGAGUAGCAGCAGCGUAAAAGAGGGGUGGGGGGGCAGUGCAAAUAGUCUGGGUAGCAAUGAUUAGCUGUUCAGGAGUCUUAUGGCUUGGGGGUAGAUGCUGUUGAGAAGCCUUUUUGACCUAGACUUGGUGCUCCGGUACCGCUUGCCGUGCGGUAGCAGAGAGAACAGUCUAUGACUAGGGUGGCUGGAGUCUUUGACAAUUUUGAGGGCCUUCCUCUGACAACGCCUGGUAUAGAGGUCCUGGAUGGCAGGAAGCUUGGCCCCAGUGAUGUACUGGGCCGUACGCUCUACCCUCUGUAGUGCCUUGCGGUCGGAGGCCGAGCAGAUGCCAUACCAGGCGGUGAUGCAACCAGUCAGGAUGCUCUCGAUGGUGCAGCUGUAGAACUUUUUGACGAUCUGAGGACCCUGCCAAAUCUUUUCAGUCUCCUGAGGGGGAAUAGGCUUUGUCAUGCCCUCUUCACGACUGUCUUGGUGUUUAGUCCCAGGAUCCUUAGCUUAGUGAUGAGCUUUGAUGGCACUAUGGUGUUGAACGCUGAGCUGUAGUCAAUGAACAGCAUUCUCAUGUAGGUGUGUGUUCCUCUUGUCCAGGUGGGAAAGGGCAGUGUGGAGUGCAAUAGAGAUUGCAUCAUCUGUGGAUCUGUUGGGGCGGUAUGCAAAUUGGAGUGGGUCUAGGGAUUCUGGGAUAAUGGUGUUGAUGUGAGCCAUGACCAGCCUUUCAAAGCACUUCAUGGCUACAGACGUGAGUGCUACGGGUCGGUAGUCAUCUAGGCAGGUUAUCUUAGUGUCCUUGGGCACAGGGACUAUGGUGGUCUGCUUGAAACAUGUUGGUAUUACAGACUCAGUCAGGGACAUGUUGAAAAUGUCAGUGAAGACACUUGCCAGUUGAUCAGCACAUGCUUGGAGUACAUGUCCUGGUUAUCCGUCUGGCCCUGCGGCCUUGUGAAUGUUGACCUGCUUAAAAGUCUUAGUCACAUCGGCUAUGGAGAGCGUGAUCACAUAGUCAUCCGGAACAGCUGGUGCUCUCAUGCAUGCGUCAGUGUUGCUUGCCUCGAAGCGAGCAUAGAAGUGAUUUAGCUCGUCUGGUAGGCUUGUGUCACUGGACAGCUCACGGCUGUGCUUACUUUUGUAGUCUGUAAUAGUUUUCAAGCCCUGCCACAUCCGACGAUUGUCAGAGCCGGUGAAGUACGAUUCAAUCUUAGUCCGGUAUUGUCUCUUUGCCUGUUUGAUGGUUCGUCGGAGGGCAUAGCGGGAUUUCUUAUAAGCGUCCGGGUUAGAGUCCCGCUCCUUGAAAGCGGCAGCUCUACCCUUUAGCUCAGUGCGGAUGUUGCCUGUAAUCCAUGGCUUCUGGUUGGGGUAUGUACGUACAGUCACUGUGGGGAUGACGUCACCGAUGCACUUAUUGAUGAAGCCAGUGAGUGAUGUGGUGUACUCCUCAAUACUAUCUGAAGAAUCCCGGAACAUAUUCCAGUCUGUGCUAGCAAAACAGUCCUGUAGCUUAGCAUCUGCAUCAUCUGACCACUUUUUAUUAACCGGGUCACUGGUGCUUCCUGCUUUAGUUUUUGCUUCUAAGCAGGAAUCAGGAGGAUAGAGUUAUAGUCAGAUUUGCCAAAUAUCAGAGCCAAGUAGAAUUGCGUUACAUUUGCAUUCAACAGUGUUUAUUUGCUUCAAUCAAGAUCACGUGCCUUACAAGGACAACCUUGUUAUUAGUUGACUAACACAGCCCUAGUUAGCCCUACAUUCAUUUUCCAAACAACCCCUUGUCGUCCGGUUCAUGUGAGCUUUGCUCAAAGCAAAAAUAUGUGGCAUGCUAAUAUGCAUGGCCCCCGGGCCCCACAGAGAAGAGCCAUAAGUGUUCAGACCUAGGAAACAACCAUAUACAUGCACAGAUCUUCUCCCUCAUUUAACUCUAUGUAUUGCCACUAAACAGAAAAUAGGCGAGGGGGAACACAUUGAUAAGACCAUUAGAGACAACAAUAGAUAUAGUAAUGCAGUAAACGGGGGUAGGAAAAAUGGGGAGUCAGUUCUGUGGGCUGGUAAGUUGUGGGUUGUGGAGGGACAACUAAAAUGACAAUUCAACACUUUGAUCCACUUUGAUGGCUGUCAUAUACUAAUGUACAGUAUAAAUAGGCCAGCGGAACACAGCCCUCAGCUCUGUCACGCUGUGCACCCUUCAUACAAUUCAAUCACUUAUGUACUAGAUGGUGCUGAGUUGAAUGUGUGUAAGUUCAACAGUCAGUAUUUUGUCUGUGCUUUUCAGAGACAUUGUCAACUGGAGCUGAACAAGGUGCUGGAGGAGCUCUCCAAGAUUACCUUUCAUGACAACAGAGAACCACUGGAGAAUCUGUACGAGCUCAACUUCCCCAACUGUGACAGAAGGGGCCAGUACAAUCUCAAACAGGUGAGCCUCAAAUCAUUGAUAUGGUUAAUGUAAUAUACUGUAGCCUCACAGCAAAUUGGCCAGUUUAGAUUUUUCAGUGUAACAUUUCUAAAAGAACCACAGUGUUGGUGUUGGUGUCCCCCCCCCCUCCCCCCCAAAAAAAAAAUUGUAAAGUGGUUAUCCCGGCAGGUAGCGGCAGGUAGCUUAGUGGGUAAGAGCGUUGUGCCAGUAACCGAAAGGUCGCUGGUUCUAAUCCCCGAGCCGACUAGGUGAAAAAUCUGUCGAUGUGCCCUUAAGCAAGGUACUUAACCCUAAUUGCUCCUGUAAGUCGCUCUGGAUAAGAGCGUCUGCUAAAUGACUAAAACAUAAAACAAACAAAACAAUCCCACUGGCUAUAGGGUGAAUGCACCAAUUUGUGAGUCGCUCUGGAUAAGAGCGUCUGCUAAAUGACGUAAAUGUGCCCUUGAGCAAGGCACUUAACCCUAAUUGCUCCUGUAAGUCGCUCUGGAUAAGAGCGUCUGCUAAAUGACUAAAAUGUAAAUGUAAAUGUUAAUAACCAGUGUUGACUGUGAGAGUGUGAUUGUGUCUAGUUUACUCUGUGGAGAGUAAAACAUUUUCAUCAAAACUACGGCCAUCAUUAUCAUUUUCCCCAGCAUGCUCUACUGCAGCUAGAUUUUUUGGGGAUUGUUUUUGCAUGUACAUUGAUUGAUUGAUUAAUCUUAUGCUACACAAAGAUAAUUAACUCACCUAUCAGUUAGUUAGAUUUAUUGCACCCAUUACUGAAAUGGUUGUUCCAGUUUAAAUGGUUUAGGUAGUCUCCUUUAUCAAUAUUCCUAACCCUGAGAGUCAUCCUGAAUGCAGGUUGCAGAUGAAUACAAAUUCAAACUGUUGGAUGUCCUAACUCUGGCUGAAUUCCAAUAGGAAUUACAUAUCACUUUGCACUUCAGCAUAAUGUGACUUGCAGGCCUGAUGUGGCCUGUAAACCAGUAGGUUCUUAACACCCCUGUGUUGGGGUAAAACAUAGGCAUCAAAGCAAGGCUUUAUGAAAUUAUCCAAUAGUAGGUUUUGGUUGAAGCGCAAUGUUAAAUUCAAAUAUCCCUACUUUCAUAUCUAUGCCAAUAUGACACCAAUGUCGAUGAAAAUGUGCAAAUCACCUUGAUUGUAGGUACACAACACACUUCCUGCCUCUCGCCAUGAGCCAUCCGGCCAUUUCCGAGAACCACAUACCGGAUUUUUAACAGGGUCAUUAACAAAAAUACCCCGACCUAAUUCAAUAUCAAGGCGUUGGAUAAGAACGAGACUACAGCAUCCAUAAAGUGACUAUUAGACUUGCCACCUUUCGGAUGGAAUUUUUAGGGGCAACAGUUUUGAUUCAAUUGAUAAUUUAUGUGUGCCAAUAGAGAACUAAUGAUGUGCUAUCUUUUUGUAGCAUUUCUGACAAUACGAAUAUAUUUUUCAGCCGAAUCUCAGAGUUCUAAAACUGGGUGGAGCAACUCGAUUGCUCAGCAACAACACAGCUUCACCAGGCUGCCAGUCAUUAGAAGUGUAUUUUUUUAUUUAUUCCCCAUUAGCUUUUGGCAGCUAUUCGUCAUGGGGUCCAUAAAAAACACAAAACAUGAAAAGUAACACUGAUACGGCCCAAGAAAACUUCCCCGAGGGACACCGCACUGUAUAUAUCUGAUGUUAUUGAAGCUUCCAUUCAUGAACUCUCUUUGGGCUCUAUUGAAUAAAUAACUCUCCAACCAUGUGAUGGCAGGUAAUGUAAAGCCAAAAUAACUGAGUUUCUUCAAUAACAAUGUAUGAUCAAUAACAUCAAAGGCUGCACUGUAAUCUAUAGUGAGGGAAAAAAGUAUUUGAUCCCCUGCUGAUUUUGUAUGUUUGCCCACUGACAAAGACAUGAUCAGUCUAUACUUUUAAUGGUAGGUUUAUUUGAACAGUGAGAGACAGAAUAACAACAACAAAAAUCCAGAAAAACGCAUGUCAAAAAUGUUAUGAAUUGAUUUGCAUUUUAAUGAGGGAAAUAUGUAUUUGACCCCUCUGCAAAACAUGACUUAGUACUUGGUGGCAAAACCCUUGUUGGCAAUCACAGAGGUCAGACGUUUCUUGUAGUUGGCCACCAGGUUUGCACACAUCUCAGGAGGGAUUUUGUCCCACUCCUCUUUGCAGAUCUUCUCCAAGUCAUUAAGGUUUUGACGUUCGGCAACUCGAACCUUCAGCUCCCUCCACAGAUUAUCUAUGGGAUUAAGGUCUGGAGACUGGCUAGGCCACUCCAGGACAUUAAUGUGCUUCUACUUGAGCCAUUCCUUUGUUGCCGUGGCCGUGUGUUUUGGGUCAUUGUCAUGCUGGAAUACUCAUCCAUGACCCAUUUUCAAUGCCCUGGCUGAAGGAAGGAGGUUCUCACCCAAGAUUUGACGGUACAUGGCGCCGUCCAUCGUCCCUUUGAUGCUGUGAAGUUGUCCUGUCCCCUUAGCAGAAAAACACCCCCAAAGCAUAAUGUUUCCACCUCCAUGUUUGACGGUGGGGAUGGUGUUCUUGGGGUCAUAGGCAGCAUUCCUCCUCCUCCAAACAUGGCGAGUUGAGUUGAUGCCAAAGAGCUCGAUUUUGGUCUCAUCUGACCACAACACUUUCAACCAGUUCUCCUCUGAAUCAUUCAGAUGUUCAUUGGAAAACUUCAGACGGCCCUGUAUAUGUGCUUUCUUGAGCAGGGGGACCUUGCGGGCCCUGCAGGAUUUCAGUCCUUCACAGCGUAGUGUGUUACCAAUUGUUUUCUUGGUGACUAUGGUCCCAGCUGCCUUGAGAUCAUUGACAAGAUCCUCCCGUGUAGUUCUGGGCUGAUUCCUCACCGUUCUCAUGAUCAUUGCAACUCCACGAGGUGAGAUCUUGGAUGGAGACCCAGGCCGAGGGAGAUUGACUGUUAUUUUGUGUUUCUUCCAUUUGCGAAUAAUCGCACCAACUGUUGUCACCUUCUCACCAAGCUGCUUGGCAAUGGUGUUGUAGCCCAUUCCAGCCUUGUGUAGGUCUACAAUCUUGUCCCUGACAUCCUUGGAGAGCUUUUUGGUCUUGGCCAUGGUGGAGCGUUUGGAAUCUGAUUGAUUGAUUGCUUCUGUGGACAGGUGUAUUUUAUAUAGGUAUUAAACUGAGAUUAGGAGCAAUCCCUUUAAGAGUGUGCUCCUAAUCUCAGCUUGUUACCUGUAUAAAAGACACCUGGGAGCCAGAAAUCUUUCUGAUUGAGAGGGGGUCAAAUACUUAUUUCCCUCAUUAAAAUGCAAAUCAAUUUAUAACAUUUUUGACAUAUGUUUUUCUGGAUAAUUUUGUUGUUAUUCUGUCUCUCACUGUUUAAAUAAACCUACCAUUAAAAUGAUAGACUGAUCAUUUCUUUGUCAGUGGGCAAACGUACAAAAUCAGCAGGGGAUCAAAUUCUUUUUUCACUCACUGUAACAAUACAGCUCCAACUAUCAUCUUAUUAUCAAUUUAUUUUAACUAAUCAUCUGUCAUCUGAGUCAAUCAGUAGAAGUUUGAUUGCCCUGCAUGCUGAAAGUCAGUGGUUAACUUGUUCUCUGAAAAAUAGCAUUGCAUUUGGUAAAACACAAUUCUCUUCAUCAGUUUACUAAGAACAGGCAGCAAACCGAUUGGGCAGCUGUUAGAACCAGCAAUGGGUGCUUUACUAUUUUUAGGCAGUGGAAUUACUUCAAAUCACAUUUUAUUGGUUGCAUACACAUAUUUAGCAUAUGUUAUUGCGGGUGUAGCGAAACGCUUCCUUCCAUGCCUGUGGACAAACACACUCCUUAAGGCUGUGGUUAAAGAUAUAGCAAAUAGGGGUGGCAAUACAGUCGUGGUCAAACGUUUUGAGAAUGACACAAAUAUUAAUUUUCACAAAGUCUGCUGCCUCAGUUUUUAUGAUGGCAAUUUGCAUAUACUCCAGAAUGUUAUGAAGAGUGAUCAGAUGAAUUACAAUUAAUUGCAAAGUCCCUCUUUUGUAGCAUUUCAUUUUGGAUCCAUGGCCAGAAAAUUGCGGAUAGAAAUCAGUGCGCGAUGAAGUAGUGCACACAAAAUGUACUUUUUCGCUUACGUUUUCAUGUACCAAAUAAAAAUCGAAAAUUCAAUGUGUUUCUGUCUCAUUUUCAACUCUACCAAUAUUUUUGUCACAAAAACUGCUGCGUUAAAUAGCAAAUGUGCCUACUCUCAUCUUGGCACAUGUGCUCUAGCCAACUGCUCACAGAUACAUUGCAAGUAGGCUGUCAUUCACGGCCAUUCCAGUGGCGAGUCUACAUUAUGAGAUUACUAUGGAUAAGAGCGAGCAUAUGUUUAUUUGUCAAAUGGCAGUCAAGCAUCGAUCAUCAUGUCACCAGAAUAAGUCCAUCAAUAUUUAUUGGAAAGGAUCAUAAAGAUCACCGUUCACAUUCACCACCCUGUGAAGUUCAUCAUAAUUUAUUGAAUCUGUAGCCUAAUAAACUGCAUGGUUUCCCGAGUCGUAAUGCGAGGACCAGGGGCGGUGUGUUCAAUAGGGCGAUAUGGGCGACGCACUGCCAAACGGGAAAAGGAAGGGAUUUUUUUUCUAAUCAAUUAUAUCACGGCAACAGUAGUUAUCAGUGUUGUAAUCUAGACGUCUGAUCUGCCACAGUGCCACUAAAUGUCCAAUCAGGCUAAAGUCGUGCUUCAAAUGGCCCCCCCCCCCUUUUGGGGCGAUUUCAGUCAGGUUGAAAAUCGCCCAGAAGUCUGUCAUAGACUCCCAUGUAAAAUCAAUUUUUUUCAAAUAUCAGAGCUUUCAAUACAAUCUCUAUGGGUUUCUGAGGGCUUGCACUUACGCGCUUUCGUCAUACGUAACAUAACCAUGAACGUAACUAAGAAAAGAGCGGGUAGCCUCGUCAAUCAAUUCACUACUACUAUCAAAAUGGCUAGGCUUCAGUGCAACUCGAUUGUGUCUUUGAAAGAAGUUCCUUUUUGUCGGCGAACAAAUGAAGAUAAAUUGGCAACGAAACAAUUAGGACCUCCCAGACCAAAUUUAAUAAUUCAACAGGUUUCUACUAAAGGGGGGAAGUCCUACACCCGAGGAUUUUCCAAAAAUUGGUACGAACGAAAAUCCUGGCUAGCAGGCUGCGAUGUAGCUAAUGCAGUCUUCUGCUACCCCCUGCUUACUCUUUCACCCUGAAGGCGGCACGGCAGACAGCACCGCUUGGACAGCGACUGGUGUGUAACGGACAUGCACCAUCUUUCAGGAAAGAUUAAGAAACAUGAGCUGUCAAAGACCCACAUGGAUAGCUGUUUGAGAUUGUCUGCUUUGGGGAGAGUGAACAUUCCCACUCAACUGGAUGAGGGAUACAGGCUAGCUGUCCGCCGCCACAACGAUGAGGUUAGUGUUGAUAAUCACAAGUUUACUGGAGAACUGAAACUGACAAGGCUGACAAGAUAGGACCCUUUUGUCCUUUGUUAUUGGAUAGGAACAGAACGUAUAACCAGCUCCUGACCUAAAUAGAUCUUAGCACAACAUUUUACUCAACAUAUCAUAUUCCAUAUUCACUAUAACAAAUAUAUUUACUACGACAUUAGCAAGAACCGCCACAUCCUCAGCCGGCUAAUCCAGUGUGUGAAGUUUUGCGGAGUGUUUGAGUUAGCUUUGCGGGGCAAAGAUGAAACUGAGGGCUCCACCAACCCUGGUAAGCCAACACUUUUGAGAUCAGUCAAUAAAUGCUUCUGGUAUUGACUUAUAUGCUGCCCCUGUCUUCAUGUUGUUGCUGGACAUAUCUUUUUUAAAAUGUGUGUAGGUCACCUAAAUCAUCAGAAAAAUUGCCCCCCCUGAGAAUUUUUUCAGGAGCCGCCACUGGCGAGGACCACACACCAUAUCAUUGCGUGACUCCAAGUUUAUUUCAAUAUGAUGGUUAUUAUAUCAAUAUUUGUGCUUACAGGUGUUUCCACCGCCAUUUCUCACAUUAUUAAUUUUACAGACACAAAAAGAUCCCACCAUGUCGAACUAACAAAUGAUCUUUCGUCAUUUAUAAAAUUGUACCGAAACGUCCUGUUUCCAUCACAGCUGUAGUGAUUUUUUGCUUUUAUACAGUAUGACUUUACUCACAUAAAAACUAUGGAUGGAAACGUGGUUAUAGACAGCCUUUUGGUUGCUCAAAAAAAUAUUGUUUGGCAUGUAGAAAUGUUGUAUAGUGCACCUUAAAGCUAAGAGGUCUUUGUGAUGCUUUUCAAAUUUAAGUCUGAGGCCAAGUUUUUGAAACAGUGAGGAAUUAGUGGACCAAUCUAGCAUAAUUGUCACGAUCGCCAAUGAAGUAGGACCAAAGCGCAGCGUUGGGAGUGAACAUGAUGACUUUAAUGUUGAAUACACGACAAAACAAAACACGAUCCGUAAAGUCCUCAGUACACCGACUGAACAUAGAACAAAAACCCACAACCACAAGGUGAACACAGACAUUUUAAAUAUGGCUCCCAAUCAGAGAUAACGAGCCGACAGCUGACACUCGUUACCUCCGAUUGGGAGUCACUGACCAAACAUAGAACGCGAACACCUAGACACUACACACAGUACAAAACACACGGAAAUCUACACACCCUGACUAAACAUAAAAAGUCCCAGAGCCAGAGUGUGACAGUACCCCCCCCUAAAGGCGCGGACUGCGACCGCGCCUAAAUACAAGCAAACAGGGGAGGGCUGGGUGGGCAUUCCUCCUCGGCGGCGGCUCCGGCUCCGGGCUUCCUCCCCACUUCCUCUCCAACCCCCCAAAGUACCCCUGGUCCUGUCUAGCCCCGCUGGCCGGAACCGGACUGACGACACGCGCCCCUGGCUUGGUGCGUGGAACAGGAACGGACCGGGCCGGGCUGACGAUACACACCCCUGGCUUGGUGCGUGGAGCAGGAACGGACCGGAAUGGGCUGGCAACGCGCACCACAGACUUGGUGCGGAGAGCAGGAACGAGCCGGACAGGGCUGACGAAACGCACCCUUGGCUUGGUGCGUGGAGCAGGAACAGGCCGGACAGGGCUGACAAGACGCACCACAGACUUGAGCCGGGGAGCAGGAACAGGCCGAACCGGGCUGGCGACACGUACCACAGCCUUGGUGCGGAGAGCAGGCACGGGCCGGACAGGGCUGACGAAACGCACCACAGACUUGGUGCGGGGAGCAGGAACAGGCCGGGCCGGGCUGGCGACGCGCAUCAUUGGCUUGGUGCGGGGAGCAGGCACGGGCCGGACAGGGCUGACGAAACGCACCACAGACUUGGUGCGGGGAGCAGGAACAGACAGGACCGCACUGGGGACACACACCCCUGGCCCUCCACGGGGAUCAGGAACGGGCCGGACCGGACUGGUAACACACCCCAGUACCUUUCGCCCUGCCUCCACACCUUCCUUCCCCUUCGUGACCAGUGGCCCCCUUAACCUGGCGGCCUCCUCUGCCAACCUUCUGCACUCCUCAAUCCCGUACUCCUGCUGCCCCGACGUCAUGAGCCCCCCCCUAAAAAUUUUCUGGGGGUCUCUCCUCCCCGUGGACCAGGCCUCUAAUGUCCUCUCCCAACCUUCGCUCUUCUGGCUCCACCACUCGUCAUCCAACUGCUGCUUGGUCUGGUUGUGGUGGGUUUUUCUGUCACGAUCGCCAAUGAAGUAGGACCAAAGCGCAGCGUUGGGAGUGAACAUGAUGACUUUAAUGUUGAAUACACGACAAAACAAAACACGAUCCGUAAAGUCCUCAGUACACCGACUGAACAUAGAACAAAAACCCACAACCACAAGGUGAACACAGACAUUUUAAAUAUGGCUCCCAAUCAGAGAUAACGAGCCGACAGCUGACACUCGUUACCUCCGAUUGGGAGUCACUGACCAAACAUAGAACGCGAACACCUAGACACUACACACAGUACAAAACACACGGAAAUCUACACACCCUGACUAAACAUAAAAAGUCCCAGAGCCAGAGUGUGACAAUAAUGAAAGCUUCCUCAACUAAUAACAAUCACACACACACACACACACACACACACACACACACACACACACACACACACACACACACACACAUCCAGACCAAGAUCACAUCAUGGAAGAGCUCUGUCUCUUCUGCCAGUGGGGCUGGACCUGCAAGCAGAUGGCUACAGACAGAGGAAUGGAAGAGAAGGGAAAGGGCUUUGGAAAGCAGUCAUAUAUAUAUAUAUAUAGAUGUAGAGCAAGAUGGCACCGACAGACAUGGCAGCUCUGCUUCUAGCUCCUAAGCAACUUAGCAGUAUUUCUUUUUUUUAUUAGCCCAGAAAGUUUUUUGUGUUAUUACAUACAGCCGGAUAUAACUUUUGGAUAUCAGGGCGGCGGUAACUCACCAGCAUUACGACCAGGAAUACGACUUUCCCGAAAUGGAUCCUUUGUUGGUACCCCCAGGGCAACUGAACUUAUCCCAGAGGCUGCUCCAAGUCGCCGCCAGUGGAGAAGGGGUAUUCUGAGUGGACUUCUAGUCCGACUCAGGAGGCGGGCACACCAUCCACCGCUUCCGAGUAUAUUAUUUGCUAAUGUUCAGUCUCUGGACAAUAAAGUAGACGAGCUCAGGGCGAGGAUCUCCUUCUACAGAGACAUCAGGGACUGUAACAUACUCUGUUUCACGGAAUCAUGGCUCUCUCGGGAUAUACUGUCGCCAUCCAUACAGCCAGCUGGGUUCUCAGUUCAUCGCGCAGACAGGAAUAAAGAACUCUCCAGGAAGAAGAAAGACGGAGGUGUAUGCUUCAUGAUUAACUACUGGUGUGAUUGUGGUAACAUAUGUAAACUCAAGUCCUUUUGUUCACCCGAUCUAGAAUGCCUCACAAUGAAAUGCCGACCGUAUUACCUCCCAAGAGAAUUAUCUUCAGUUUUAGUCACAGCCGUGUAUAUUCCCCCUCAAGCCGAUACCACGACGGCCCUCAAGGAACUACACUGGACUUUAUGCAAAAUGGAAACCACAUAUCCUGAGGCCGCAUUUAUUGUAGCUGGAGAUUUGAAACAAAGCACAUUUGAGGAAAACGCUACCUAAGUUAUAUUAACACAUUGACUGUAGUACUCUCUUAGGAAAAACACUAGAUCACUGCUGCUCACCUUUUCAAAAUGCCUCCAAGGCCCUCCCCUGCCCUCCUUUCGGCAAAUCAGAUCACGACUCUAUUUUGCUCCUCCCUUCCUAUAGGCAGAAACUCAAACAGGAAGUACCAAUGCUAAGGUCUAUUCAAUGCUGGUCUGACCAAUCAGAAUCCAUGCUUCAAGAUUGUUUUCAUCUCGCGGAUUGGGAUAUGUUCUGGGUAGCCUCUGAGAAUAAUAUUGAUGCUUACACAAACACGGUGACUGAGUUCAUCAGGAAUUGUAUAGGGAAUGUUGUUCCCACGGUGACUAUUAUAAGAUUUUAGAUUUUAGUCAUUUAGCAGAUGCUCUUAUCCAGAGCGACUUACAGUUAGUGAGCGCAUACAUUUUUUAUAACCUACCCAAACCAGAAACCGUGGAUAGAUGGCAGCAUUGGCGCAAAACUGAAAGCGCGAACCACCGCAUUUAACUAUGGAAAGGUGACUGAGAAUAUGGUUGAAUACAAACAGUGUAGUUAUUCCCCCCGUAAAUCAAUCAAACAGGCAAAACGUCAGUACAGAGACAAAGUGGAGUUGCAAUUCAAAGGCUCAGAUACGAGACGUGUGUGGCAGGGUCUACAGACAAUCACGGAUUACAAAGGGAAAACCAGCCACGUCGCGGACACCGACAUCUUGCUCCCAGACAAGCUAAACACCUUCUUCACCCGCUUUGAGGAUAACACAGUGCCAUCGACGUGGCCUGCUCCCAAGGACUGUGGGCUCUCGUUCUCCAUGGCCGAAGUGAGUAAGAUGUUUAAGCGUGUUAACCCUCCCAAGGCUGCCGGCCCAGACGGCAUCCCUAGCUGCGUCCUCAGAGCAUGCGCAGACCAGCUGACUGGAGUGUUUAAGGACAUAUCACCUCUACCUUACCUUCCACCCUAGACGCACUUCAAUUUGCUCACCGCCCCAAUAGAUCCACAGACGAUGCAAUCGCCAUCACACUGCACGCUGCCCUAUCCCAUCUGGACAAGAGGAAUACCUAUGUCAGAAUGCUGUUCAUUGACUAUAGCUUAGCCUUCAACACCAUAGUACCCUCCAAGCUCAUCAUUAAGCUCGGGCCCUGGGUCUGAACCCCGCCCUGUGCAACUGGGUCCUGGACUUCCUGACGGGCCGCCACCAGGUGGUGAAGGUAGGAAACAACACCUCCGCUUCGCUUAUCCUCAACACAGGGACCCACAAGGGUGAAUGCUCAGCCCCCUCCUGUACUCCCUGUACCAACAAUGACGAGACAGCCUACAGGGAGGAGGUGAGGGCCCUGGCAGAGUUGGGCCAGGAAAAUAACCUCUCUCUCAACGUCAACAAAACGAAGGAGCUGAUUGUGGACUGCAGGAAACAGCAGCGGGAGCACGCCCCUAUCCACAUCGACCGGACCGCAGUGGAGAAGGUGGAAAGCUUCAAGUUCCUUGGCGUACACAUCACUAACAAUCUGAAAUGGUCCACCCACACAGACAGUGUGGUGAAGAAGGCGCAACAGCACUUUUCAACCUCAGGAGGCUGAAGAAAUUCGUCUUGGCCCCUAAGACCCUCAGAAAAGUUUUACAGAUGCACAAUUGAGAGCAUCCUGUUGGGCUGUAUCACCGCCUGGUACGGCAACUGCACUGCCCACAAUCGCAGGGCUCUCCAGAGGGUGGUACGGUCUGUCCAACGCAUCACCAGGGGCACACUGCCUGCCCUCCAGGACACCUAUAGCACCCGAUGUCACAGGAAGGCCAAAAAGAUCAUUAAGGAUAUCAACCACUGAGCCAUGGCCUGUUCACCCCGCUAUCAUCCAUAAGGUGAGGUCAGUAUAGGUGCAUCAAAGCUGUGACCGAGAGACUGAAAAACAGCUUCUAUCUCAAGGCCAUCAGACUGUUAAAUAGCCAUCACUAGCCGGCUACCACCCGGUUACUCAACCCUGCACCUUAGAGGCCGCUGCCCUAUAUACAUAGACAUGGAAUCACUGGCCACAUUAAUAAUGGACAAUAGUCACUUAAAUAAUAUUUACAUACUGCUUUACUCAUCUCAUAUACAUAUACAGUGAGGGAAAAAAGUAUUUGAUCCCCUGCUGAUUUUGUAUGUUUGCCCACUGACAAAGAAAUUAUCAGUCUAUAAUUUUAAUGGUAUGUUUAUUUGAACAGUGAGAGACAGAAUAACAACAACAAAAACAGAAAAACGCAUGUCAAAAAUGUUAUAAAUUUAUUUGCAUUUUAAUGAGGGAAAUAAGUAUUUGACCCCCUCUCAAUCAGAAAGAUUUCUGGCUCCCAGGUGUCUUUUAUAUAGGUAACGAGCUGAGAUUAGGAGCACACUCUUAAAGGGAGUGCUCCUAAUCUCAGCUUGUUACCUGUAUAAAAGACACCUGUCCACAGAAGCAAUCAAUCAGAUUCCAAACUCUCCACCAUGUUCAAAACCAAAGAGCUUUCCAAGGAUGUCAGGGACAAGAUUGUAGACCUACACAAGGCUGGAAUGGGCUACAACACCAUCGCCAAGCAGCUUGGUGAGAAGGUGACAACAGUUGGUGCGAUUAUUCGCAAAUGGAAGAAACACAAAAGAACUGUCAAUCUCCCUCGGCCUGGGGCUCCAUGCAAGAUCUCACCUCGUGGAGUUGCAAUGAUCAUGAGAACGGUGAGGAAUGAGCCCAGAACUACACGGGAGGAUCUUGUCAAUGAUCUCAAGGCAGCUGGGACCAUAGUCACCAAGAAAACAAUUGGUAACACACUACGCCAUGAAGGACUGAAAUCCUGCAGCGCCUGCAAUGUCCCCCUGCUCAAGAAAGCACAUAUACAGGCCAGUCUGAAGUUUGCUAAUGAAUAUCUGAAUGAUUCAGAGGAGAACUGGGUGAAAGUGUUGUGGUCAGAUGAGACCAAAAUCGAGCUCUUUGCCAUCAACUCAACUCGCCGUGUUUGGAGGAGGAGGAAUGCUGCCUAUGACCCCAAGAACACCAUCCCCACCGUCAAACAUGAAACAUUAUGCUUGAAACAUUAUGCUUUGGGGGUGUUUUUCUGCUAAGGGGACAGGACAACUUCACCGCAUCAAAGGGACGAUGGACGGGGCCAUGUACCGUCAAUUCUUGGGUGAGAACCUCCUUCCCUCAGCCAGGGCAUUGAAAAUGGGUCGUGGAAGGGUAUUCCAGCAUGACAAUGACCCAAAACACACGGCCAAGGCAACAAAGGAGUGGCUCAAGAAGAAGCACAUUAAGGUCCUGGAGUGGCCUAGCCAGUCUCCACACCUUAAUCCCAUAGAAAAUCUGUGGAGGGAGCUGAAGGUUCGAGUUGCCAAACGUCAGGCUCAAAACCUUAAUGACUUGGAGAAGAUCUGCAAAGAGGAGUGGGACAAAAUCCCUCCUGAGAUGUGUGCAAACCUGGUGGCCAACUACAAGAAACGUCUGACCUCUGUGAUUGCCAACAAGGGUUUUGCCACCAAGUACUAUGUCAUGUUUUGCAGAGGGGUCAAAUACUUAAUUCCCUCAUUAAAAUGCAAAUCAAUUUAUAACAUUUUUGACAUGCGUUUUUCUGGAUUUUGUUGUUGUUAUUCUGUCUCUCACUGUUCAAAUAAACCUACCAUUAAAAUUAUAGACUGAUCAUGUCUUUGUCAGUGGGCAAACGUACAAAAUCAGCAGGGGAUCAAAUACUUUUUUCCCUCACUGUAUACUGUAUUAUAUUCUACUGUAUUUAGUCAAUGCACUCCGACAUUACUCAUUCUAAUAUUUAAAUAUAUCUUAAUUCCAUUGUUUUACUUUUAGAUAGGUGUAUUGUUGUGAAUUGUUAGACACUACUGCACUGUUGGAGCUAGGGACACAAGCAUUUCGCUACACCCGCAAUAACAUCUGCUAAAUUGGUGUUUGUGACCAAUAACAUUUGAUUUGAUUUGUGUGACUGCUUUCCAAAGUCCUUUCCCUUCUCUUCCCUUCCUCUGUCAGUGGCCAUCUGCCAUAAAUAUAUAUAUAUAUAUAUAUAUAUAUAUAUCAGUGGAGGCUCCUCAGAGGAGGAAGGGGAGGACCAUCCUCCUUAUUGAAUUUCAUAAAAAGUUAAAUAUUUAAACAUUUAAAAAGUUAGCGUUUUUAGAUACAAUUAUACUAAAUAUAUUCACGUCACCAAAUAAUUGAUUAAAACACACUGUUUUGCAAUGAAGUUCUACAGUAGCCUCAGCAGCACUCUGUAGGGUAGCACUAUGGUGUAGCUGGAGGACAGCUAGCUUCUGUCCUUGUCUGGGUACAAUGACUUCAAUACAAAACCCUCAUCGUUCUCACCCCCUUCCAUAGACUUACACAGUAAUUAUGACAACUUCCGAAGACUUACACAGUAAUUAUGACAACCUAUCAGAGCUCUUGCUGCAUGGACUGACAUGUUGUCCACCCAAUCAAAGGAUCAGAUAAUUAAUCUAGUACUGAAAGCAUAAACUACAGCUAGCUAGCACUGCAUUGCAUAAAAUGUGGUGAGUAACAAGCUAGAGAGAUGCAAAAGAUGUGGAGUAGGAUCAAAGAGAGAAGAUGAGAGAGAGAGGAGAAGGAGGAGGAGAGAGGAGAGAGAGAGAGAGAGAGAGAGAGAGAGAGAGAGAGGAGAGAGAGAGAGAGAGAGAGAGAGAGAGAGAGAGAGAGAAAAUAACUAGUUAGCUAACACUCGAGCUAGCAGGCAAGAGUUUUAUUUGAGGUAGUUUGCUAGUUAACGUUAACUACCUGAAAAAAAGUCAUUGACUGAGAUAUUUAUGAUAGGACCUAACCUAUUUAACCAUCAAAUUGAUAAUUAGUAACUUUUGUUAUUUACGUUUUGCAGUCAGCCAAAACACAUAUUCCAAAUUGUUUGUCGAAAUGGCCGUUGGUUAACAUAAGUGGAUUUCACUUCACGGGCUGGUGUACGGGAGAAUUAACUAUGUUCUCUCAGGUCGUCACUAGUUAACACAGCCACAAAGUCAUAAACCCUAUUUCUACCUAUUCUACCCUAACCUUAACCACACUGCUAACCUUAUGACUAACCCUAACCUUAAAUUAAGACCAAAAAUCAAAUAUUUGUUUAAAUAAAUUAUACGAUAUAGCCAACUUUGUAGCUAGUGGAAACCGUUCUCUCGGGCCAAACUUUUAUUUUAUUUUAUUUAACUAGGCAAGUCAGUUAAGAACAAAUUCUUAUUUACAAUGACAGCCUACACCGGCCAAACCCGGACGACGUUGGGCCAAUUGUGCGCCGCCCUAUGGGACUCCCAAUCACGGCCAGUUGUGAUACAGCCUGGAAUCAAACCAAGGGUCUGUAGUGACGCCUCAAUCACUGAGAUGCAGUGCCUUAGACCGCUGCGCCACUCGGGAGCCCAUAGAGAUAGUGGGGCAGCUAACCACCUCAGAUUCUUUCUAGAUGGCCACUGACAGUACCGUUCUCUGGUCUCUGUCAAAGUCAGUUGGUAAAAUUCUGAACAUGAGCCUGUUUUAAAUCGACGAUUUUGAUAAUUUAAUGAAAUUAUAAUUGAAGACUAAUAUAUCCAUCUAUUCAGGAUGUCAAAGUCUUUGGCUUGUAAAACCAUUCAUGUGUCACCUGCAUUGGGGCAGUACAACCCCGAUUCUGUGAAGGUGAUCAUGAGCCAAAACGGCUGUGUUCCAAAUGAUCAAAGCCAGAUUUUGGCACUGAGCUCAACCUGAUGGAGAUGACAGAAGUGGAGUACACCCACCUUCAGCACAUCAUCCAGUCACACAUGGAGGCACAGGCGGCUGGUCCAGAGGGAUCUGGAGACAUCAACGAAAUUAUAAUGGUAUUGGUCAGUGACGGGAACGUUAUACCUGGAGAAAGGACCCCCACCACUUGCGGUGAAGUCCCCGGCUCUGUGUUGGCUAAAGUCAGGAGUGCAGUGGAUGCGACCCAAGAACGCAGCUUGGAAGCAUACAACAACGGUAGCACACAGCUAUUGUCCAGGCCCAACCCACCCGCCCGAGUUCGCUUGGAGAAGAGGUUCAACUGCACCCCCUGUGACAAUCCCCAGACAACAGGAUGUGCAAUCAGCAGCUCUUAG